CAUCCUUAACAUUGAGUAUUAUUCAUAUUGACAAAUGGAUACUAAGGUAGCAAUGAGACAAAGAAUGAUAUAACAGAAUCAAUGUUUCGACUACAAGUCUUCUUCAGGAAGGAAACUAGAAUUAUCAACAAAGGGCUGGAAAAGCAACAAAGAAAAAUUAUAGAAGCUGCUUACAUCUUAGAAAAGAACAUAAACAGCAUAGCAGGAGACUACAAGUGAGCAGAAAUGGCAGUGAGCCCAGUGAGAUGAGAGCAGGGCACUGAUUAGUCGGGUGGUGGUUGACAGACAGUGAUAAUGGACCAAUCAGAGAGUGACACAGUGCAGUGACCAGAACCUAAUAUAUGCCCUUGUAAAGCACUAUGGUGUCGCACUCUCCAGAAGAAGACUUGUAGUCGAAACGUAGAGACAAUAAAGAUCCUGUUAUAGCAUUUUUAGUCUCAUUGCUACCUUAGUAUCCAUUCCUAGCAUUGUUGGUGUAGAGCAGCAUUUAUAGUAUAGCAAAUAUAGCUAAUUUAUUGCAUUCUUUAUCAAUAGAUAAAAUUUUUAAAAGUCUGUAUUUUAGUUACAUUAUGUUUGAAAUUAACAGAAUUUCACAAUGUUUUUUUAUUUAACGAUUAUUUGGGAUCAGAGAGGACCCUAUCUGAACUUAAGUGCAUGUAAAGUUUAAGCAAGUACACUAAAAUCCAUUUCAUAGCUCAUUUUAUUUUAUUACAACACAUUUAUUUCAAAAUGUCAGGUAGAAAAAAAAUAUGUAAUAACAGAUGUAGUAUAAAGAUUCAAGGAAACUACCAGCUUGUGAAAGAUAUUGGGAUAAUGUAAAUUUUGACAUUUAUGUUUAUCAAAGACUUAGUAACCUUCUUAAAGAACCCUAGUUCUAAUUUCUUACCUGUUUCUCUACAUUUUAACAGCAAGCUUUGAUAAAAAAAAAUAUAAAGGUGACACUCUGAAGUAACUAUGGAAGUAUUAAAGGAGAAGGUGGGUCCUUUUUCUGAUGAAGUACAGGAUGCCUUGUUGGGUAUGAAAUUGGCAAAAAAUGAAGAAGAAACUUUUACAUUACCCAGUACAACAGAAGCUGAUUCCUUAGAAGAAAGAUCUUCACAUACCAUUUCUCAUACCAUUGGUGUAGCAGAAGAAAAGUAUGACGUACUUCCAGAGAAGACUGAGAACACAUUUGACAGAGAGAAAACUGGACAAUCGGAUGACUUGCAACAAAAUGAAAUUAUUUCUAAGUUCAGUGAUAGUGUUGAUGAUAAUGGUCUAAAUAGCUGGAAGGAUGAUGUUAUGAAUGAGAAAAAUGAAAAUGAUGUGCAAAAGAUCAACUCUGGAUUAGAAGGUACAUCUGAUGUAAAGACAGAAAUGAGCAACGGUUGUGGAAAUCAGUUCCCUGGUGAUCGUGUUUUAACACAAGAAGAUUUUCAUACAGAAACCAGCAAGUCUCAAAAAUCAAAAACUAGUGAUGUGGUUGGAAAAAGUACUUCAAGAGAAAAUAUAGUAAAACAUUAUCAGAAACCACACAAAUGUGUAGUGUGUAGCAAAGUAUUUGGAAGAAGAAGUGACCUAAAAAUACAUGAGAGAAUUCAUACUGGGGAGAAACCAUACAUUUGUAUAGUUUGUGGAAAAGAAUUUGGAAGGAAUAGUGAAAUGAAAAAGCAUGAGAGGAUACACACUGGUGAGAAACCCUAUAGUUGUGUAGUGUGUGAAAAAAAGUUUGUAAGAAGUGGUGAUCUGAAAAUACAUGAGAGAAUUCAUACUGGGGAGAAACCAUAUAGAUGUGAAAUUUGUGGAAAAGAAUUUGGAAAAAAUAGUAACCUAAAAAUACAUCAGAGAAUACACACUGGAGAGAAACCAUACAGUUGUGUAGUGUGUGGUAAAGGAUUUGGAAUAAUUGGUAACCUAAAAAUACAUCAGAGGAUACACACAGGAGAGAAGCCAUAUAGCUGUGUAGUGUGUGGUAAAGAAUUUGGAACAAAUAGUGAAGUGAAAAAGCAUGAAAGGAUACACACUGGAGAGAAACCUUACAGUUGUGUAGUGUGUGGCAAAAAAUUUGGAAGAAGUGGUGACUUAAAAAUACAUCACAGAGUUCAUACUGGGGAGAAACCUUAUUGUUGUGGAAUCUGUGGAAAAGAAUUUGGAAUAAAUAGUAACUUAAAAAUACAUGAAAAAUCACACACUGGGGAGAAACCAUACAGGUGUGUAGUGUGUGGCAAAGAAUUUGGAAGAAGUUGUAGCCUGAAAAUACAUCAAAAGAUACACACUGGUGAGAAACCAUACAUCUGUGUAGUGUGUGGCAAAGAUUUCAUAACAAACAGUGAACUGAAAAAACAUGAGAGGAUACACACUGGUGAGAAACCCUAUAGUUGUGUAGUGUGUGGCAAAAAAUUUGGAAGAAGUGGUGAUCUGAAAAUGCAUCAGAGAGUCCAUACUGGGGAGAAACCAUUCACUUGUGAAACUUGUGGGAAAGAAUUUGGAAAUAAUAGUCAUCUAAAAAUACACCAAAAAUUGCAUACUGGGGAGAAACCAUACCGUUGUGAAGUGUGUGGCAAAGACUUUGGAACAAAUAGUGAAGUGAAAAAACAUGAGAGGAUACACACUGGCGAGAAACCCUAUAGUUGUGUAGUGUGUGGUAAAAAAUUUGGAAGAAGUGGUGACCUAAAAAUACAUGAGAGAGUUCAUACUGGAGAGAAACCAUACAGUUGUGGAAUCUGUGGGAAAGAAUUUCGUAUAAGUAGUAACCUAAAAAUACAUCAGAGAAUACACACAGGGGAGAAACCGUAUAUCUGUUCAUCAUGUGGGAAAGAUUUUGUGAGUAAAAGUGACCUAAAGAAACAUGAGAGUAUACAUACUAUGGAAAAACCAUACAGUUGUGUAGUGUGUGGCAAGAAAUUUCAAAGGAGUAGUAACUUAAAAGAUCAUGGAAGAAUACACACUGGGGAAAAACCAUACAGCUGUGUAAUAUGUGGCAAAGAAUUUAUAAGUAAUAACAGUUUAAGAAAACAUGUCUUAAGAACACAUGAAAAGACGCAUUCUUAUGGAACCAUGGAAGAAUUAAAGAUGAAAGUUGAACCCUAUUCUGAUGAGGAUCAUGAUGCUUUAGGAAGUAUUCAGCUGAUGAAAAAUGAAGCGGAAACUUUAACACUAACUGAUACUUGUAGUACUGCAGGAGAAGCUGAUUCCUUAGAAGAAAGAUCUUCACAUAUUAUUUUGAAGUUUGGUGUAACAAAAAGAGAACAAGAAGAGAACUAUGAUAGACUUCCAAAGAAGACUGAGACCACACUUGUCAGAGAGAAAACUGAACCUGAUGCCUUACAACAAGCAGGGGUUAUUUCAAAGUUCAGUGACAGUGAUAAUGAUGAUAAUGAUCUCAGUAGUGUAAAAUACAUUGUCAUGAAUGUGAAGAAGGAAAAUGAAUAUCAAGAAGAUUUGCAACAAAUUGACCCUGGGUUAGAAGAUACAUCCGAUGAAAAGACUGACAAGAAAAGCUGUGGUGGAAAUCAGUUUCAAGGUUUUUGUGUUUUAACACAAGAAGAUUCUCAUUCAGAAAUCAGGAAAUCUCAGAAGCCAAAAACUAGUGACAUCUUUGGGAAAAAUACUUCAAGAGGAAAUAAUCUCAAACAGUAUGAGAUACCUUAUAUUGAGGAGAAACCAUACAAUUGUGCAAUCUGUGGCAAAGAAUUUGUAAGAAGUUUUAACCUAAAAAUACAUCAGAGGAUACACACUGGGGAGAAACCUUACAGUUGUGUAGUGUGUGGCAAGGAAUUUAUAACAAAUAGUGACAUGAAAAAGCAUAAUAUUAUACAUACUGGUGAAAAACCAUACAGCUGUGUAGUUUGUGGCAAAUAUUAUGGAAGUAGAAGUUACAUAAAAAUACAUGAGAGGAUACACUCUGGAGAGAAACCAUACAGCUGUGUAUUGUGUGGUAAACAAUUUGGAAGAAGUGGUCAACUGGCAACACACGAGAGGAUACACACUGGUGAGAAACCUUACAGUUGUGUAUUGUGUGGUAAACAAUUUGGAAGAAGCGGUCAACUAAGAAGACAUCAGAGAGUUCAUACUGGUGAGAAACCAUACAGUUGUGAAACCUGUGGAAAAGAAUUUGGAAUAAAUAGUAACCUAAAAACACAUAAAAAAUUACACACUGGGGAAAACCAUAUGGUUGUGAAAUCUGUGGAAAAGAAUUUUUUCAUUCUUGGCCAGCUCAAGAAAAUGGAGCAGACUGGUGAUCUAAUGGGAGAUGAGAUUAUUUCAAAGUUCAGUGACAGUGAUAAUAAAGAUCUGGAUACUUUAGAAUAUGUUGAAACAGACAUGAACGAAAAAACUGAAUUUAAAAACGAUGAACAACAAAUUUGUUCUGGUUUAGAAAAUACAUCAGAUGUAAAGACCAACGUGAACAACUGUUAUGGAAAUCAAUUAUCUGGAUCUGGUGAUCAUGUUUUAACACAAGAAGGUCCCUUUACAGAAACAAAAAUUGAAAAAUCUCAGAAACCAAACAAUUCAACUAGAGAUAACCUAAAACAAUCUCAUAUCUCUUCUAGUGGUGACAAGCCAUACAGCUGUGAAAUGUGUGGCAAACAGUUUGGAAGUUAUAGUAACCUAAAAGUACAUGAGAGGAUACACACUGGAGAGAAACCAUAUAGCUGUGUGGUGUGUGGUAGAGAAUUUGCAACAAGAGGAAACCUAAAAAAACAUGAGAGAAUACACACUGGGGAGAAACCAUACAGUUGUGUAGUGUGUGGCAGAGAAUUUGUAGGUAGUAGUAACUUAAAAAAACAUGAGAGAAUACACACUGGGGAUGACCCAUACAGCUGUGUAAUAUGUGGCAAAGAAUUUGGAACAAAAGGUAACCUACAAGUUCAUGAGAGGAUACACACUGGGGAGAAGCCAUACAGUUGUGUAGUGUGUGGCAGAGAAUUUGGAACAAAAGGUAACCUAAAAAAACAUGAGAUUAUACACACUGGAGAGAAACCAUUUAGCUGUAUAGUGUGUGGAAAAAAAUUUGGAAGAAGUAAUACUCUAAAAGCACAUCAGAUGAUUCAUAAUACAAGAAAAACAUAUAAUUGUGCAGUUUGUGGUGAAAAAUGUGUAUGUAGUAAUAACUUUGAAAAAUAUGAGACAAUACACAUUGAGGAGAAACCAUAUAGUUGUGUAAUCUGUGGAAAAACGUUUGGAAGAAAUAGUUAUCUAAAAAAACAUGAAAAAACACAUACAGGAGAGAAACCAUACAGUUGUGUUGUUUGUGGUGAACAAUUUGUAUGUAACAGUAACUUAAAAAAACAUGAGACAAUACACACUGGUGAAAAACCAUAUAGUUGUGUAAUAUGUGGAAAGAAAUUUCGAAGAAAUAGUUAUCUAAAAAGACAUGGAAGAAUACAUACAGGAGAGAAACCUUACAGUUGUGUAGUGUGUAACAAAAAAUUUAGAACAAAUAAUAAAUUAAAAAUGCAUCAGAGAGUACACACUAUAGAAAAAACAUAAAGUUGUGUAAUAUGUAGAAAAAUAUUUGCAAAAAAUUCUGAUAGAAGAAUACACGAGAAGAUGCACACUGAAAAGGAAUUUUUGAUGUGAAGUAAGUAAGAAAAUGUUAAGAAGAAAUUAUAACCUAAAAAUAUGUGAGAGGAUACACUGGGGAGUAAUUAUACAGUUCUUAAGUACGUGGAAAAAUAUUCAUAUAAAAAUACAUGAGAAAAUUCAUAUCUAGAAGAAACCAUACAGUUGUGAAGUCUGUUUAAAACCUUUCUGAAAAAUUAUUUCUUUUAAAAACAUGAGAAAAUACACACUUGGGAGAAACCAUAUGGUGUGUUGCAAAGAAAACAUCUAAAGAUACACACUAGAGUUAAAUUUUAACACUGAAGUAUGUGGCAAAAAACAUUCAGUAGACACAUAGUGGAGAGAAACUACAGUUGUGUUGUAUGUAGCAAAAAUAAUUUGAAAGUUAUAAUCAUCUUAAUAAAACACUAGAGGAUUCAUACUUAGGAUAAAACAUAGAAGUACAAAAUGUUUACAGUUAUAGUGUACAGUUGUGACAGGGUACACUUGCAUGGUUUAUCUGUGAAACCACAUUAGCAUAGUGUGUGGAAAAGUAUGUGUAACCCUAAAACAUCAGAACUACAAACAGUAGAGAAAGCAACCAGGUAUGAUGUCUCUAGCUAGGACUUUUAAGGUAGUCUUUAUUUAGAAAAGCAGAGAGAAGAGGAACAAGUAAGAUAUGUGGAGUGUGAAGUGUGGUACAAAGAACUUGAGAGACAAAUUUUAUAUAAUGUAAAUAAAAUCUUAUUUAAUGGUUGUCAGUUUUUGAGUAAAGAAAAAUCUCUUUGAUUAUCAGAAUAUUUAUUACUUAAAUCUAAAGAUUUGUCCACAUAUAACAACAAUUAAAUUGACUAUUUAAUGUUAACAGAUUAGUUAUGUCAGGUGAGUUUUAUAUAAUGCAACCUUUAUAUCAGUGGUUCCCAAGCUUUUUUCACUGAUGACAUUCUAACCCACUUGUUUGGAUUUGCAUAACAUCUCUGCUGCCACAUGCAUUUUUUUUUUCUGUAGUUUUUUCUUUUCUUAAUUAUUCUUUUUUUGGUGAAAUUCAUGACACACAGUUUAUAAAACACUGCUUUUUAUAGUUAAGAUUUGGUUUUUUUGAAGUGGUAUUUGUUUUUCUCAAGUUAAGCCUACAACAAUGAAGUAUUUAUGUUAAGGCUGUUGCAAUUGGACACCAAUUAGUAUUAUAGUUCCCAGUAAUCAGCUUGUCAGGCUAUGGGUCUGUCGGGAGCUUACUUUUUAGUAGUAUACUAGACCACCAUGACCGUUGGGUCAACUACUAUUCAGAGGUUAUGAAGAAUUCAAGCUAAUUUCAAUAUUGCACUGAAAUGAAGGUUUAUUUUGAGAUAAUUUAAUUAAAUA
Limulus polyphemus (Atlantic horseshoe crab) is the source of this 6885-nucleotide messenger RNA. RefSeq names its product zinc finger protein 721-like. The coding region runs from base 955 to 5472 and encodes 1505 amino acids. The record is from RefSeq and is a predicted model, not a curated record. Lineage: Eukaryota; Metazoa; Arthropoda; Merostomata; Xiphosura; Limulidae. The transcript is spliced from 11 exons.